Molecule: messenger RNA, 1401 nt
Organism: Dictyostelium purpureum
Lineage: Eukaryota; Evosea; Eumycetozoa; Dictyosteliales; Dictyosteliaceae
Exons: 4
Coding region: 1-1401 (466 amino acids)
Cellular component (GO): membrane; cytoplasm
Source: RefSeq, a predicted model, not a curated record
AUGGAACCAUUAAUAUCAUUUAAUGACACUUCUACAAAUAUAGUAAAUAAUAAUUUUAAUGAAAAUUCUAUAAUAAACAAAAUAACAAAUCAAGAUAUAAACGAAAAUUGCUAUAAUAUCAAUACUAAAAAAGAUAAUAAUUUUGAAAUUAAUAGUAAUAAUAAUAUUACUAAUAACAAUGAGCUAUCAAAUAUUCAGAAAAUAAAUUCAAUAAAAUAUCUGUUAUUAUUAAAUUUUGCAACUCCAUUAAUAAUUUUAUAUAUGUACAAAACUUUUUUAGACCAAAAUAACGAUACCACAACUAAAGAAAUUCAAAUAGUAACCCAUAUAAUUCGAUCCAUGUGGUCUUUAUCUCUAUUUUUUUGUUUAACAUCAUUAAAUGUAUAUGUCUGGGAAUUAUUUAAUAUUGAUUACAAAUCAAUAUUUAAAUUAAAAGAAUAUUCAAACUAUAUAGAUAUACAACAAACCGAUAAUAGUAAUAAUAAAAUAUUUUUAUAUUUAUUUAAAAGAUCAAUAAUACUAUUCAGUAUUUUAACUAUAACAUUAAUAAUAAAUAAUUUUCAAAAUAAUAAUUUAUUUUAUAAUAAAAACUAUGGAUACAAUAUACCAGUUUUAAUAUUAAUAUGGUCCAUUUUCUUUUCAGUUAUAUUUUAUGAUCAUUUUUUAAGAUCAGUAUUAAUAAAUAGUUUAAUAUUAAUAAUAAAAUCACCUUUUAAAUCUAUUUCUUUUUUAUCGUUUUGGAUUGCAGAUCAAAUAACAUCAUUAUCAAUAUUUUUAAAGGAUUUUAAUAUAACAUUAUGUUUCUUAUUUUCAUUUUUAAAUAUUGAUUUUUGUUUUAAUCAUUUUAAAUGGUUAUCUCCAAUAAUAUUAUCGUUACCAUUUAUUUUCAGAAUAUCCCAAUGUAUCAGAGUAUACUACGACACCAAUAAUAGAUUACAACUAUUCAAUGCAUACAAAUAUUUUAUUGGAUUGGUAGUAUUAUUUUUUUCAAAUUUAUAUCACAAUUUUUAUCAUAUACCAGAGUUUAAAAUUUAUUGGAUAUUAUUUGCAACUUCAGGUACAUUAUACUCCUACUAUUGGGAUGUAGUCAGAGAUUGGGGAUUGUUUGAGAACAAUUGUUUUAGAAUUAAACCAAACUUUUUAUUAAGGGAUCAAUUACUAUAUAUUUAUAAACCAUUUUAUUAUUAUUCAAUUAUUUCAAAUUUAAUAAUGAGAUUUAAUUGGACCAUUUUAAUAAACCCAUCAUUAUUUGGUUUUAAAUUAAAUAAUGAAUUUGUCAUAGGAACAUUCUUAAUAUCAAUAGAUAUAAUUAGAAGGUGUCAAUGGAAUUUCUUUAGAAUGGAAUACGAACAAAUAACAAUAAACAACAAUAAAAACCAAUCAAUAAAAAAUAUAAUAUAA